CAUACCUAUGCCCAUACCUAACCAAAUCAAUCAGAAAAAAUUGUUAGAAUGCUGUAAACAAAAGAACUAACACGGCAGAGACAACAUCAGGCCACUCGUAUUUUUUUUUCUUAUCGUAACUUUAAGAUUGUAAGCAAUCAAUAAAAGCAUUGUUAGUUAUGAAUCGCCCUCUAUACAAUGAGCAACAAUGAGGGAGAAUGUCAACUGUCAAAAGUCAACACAUUUAAGUUGUUGGGUUGUUUUUUCGAGGUGAAAGUCUAACGAAAACACGAAGUACACUUCAAAUUUUACGAUCAUUUUUAUUCUUGAUAUGGUGUGAUAGGUUGUCAUUUGUUAUAUUUGUUUCCAUAUUAAUUUUUUUUAUAAGGUUAUGGUCGAAUGAUAUUUUGAAAUUAAAAUUUUCACUAUGAAUGCCAAUCCAUUUGCUGCUUUACUGGAGGAUUCCAAUUAUCUUGAGCCCACCACUGAUAAAGAAGACAAGCUCACUACUUUGAUUGAAAACAUUUUUGGUUUUACAUUAACAGAAACAAAGAAAAACUUGGUUUAUUUAAAAGACAUUUCGAAAUCGUUUUCAAGAAGCAACUUCGAUUUUGAACUUUUAGAACAUUCCCUGUUUGAACGUUUAUUAUUAGAAAAUGUUAAGGAAGCAAUAUUGUGUGACAAAGAAAGUGAAGUUUCUAGUGAAAUAUAUGAAAAAAAUGUCAUUCCCUACUUAUUUAUUUGUUACAAAAAAGCCAAAGUUUAUUGUGAAGAUCAAGACUUGUUUAGUAAAGCAAAACAAUUAAUUUUAAUAAAUGCUGUCACAGCUUUAAAGCAGCCAGAGUUGUACGAAAACCAAGAUAUAGUAGGACAAAUUUACAAUAGUUUGAAAGAACAAGAACCUUAUUCAGACGAAUUUUUCAUUGAUAUUUACAAAAAAUUUAUAGAAGAUGAAGAUAAUAUUGAUGCUCUGAAAGAACCUUUUACAGAAUUAUUGAAACGAAUUCAUAUAGACAUAGCAAAAUCAAAUCCUGUCACUUUAUCGUCUGCUUUAUUCUUAAUUUUAAAUCUUUAUGUGAGUACUGACAAAUUGGCUGUAGUUUUUUUGGAUUAUUGUCAACCAAAAGAUGCUAAUGUUGGCAUAGAAUAUGCCAAUACUUUAUUGGGAGCUCUAUUUAGUGUAUCCAUUUUACCAAAAACAGUAAAUGGAGCUUACGAAUUUUUUAGGAAUCCCCUUGACCAGGCUAGUAUCAUGAGAACGGAAAAUAUGCUGUGGACCAACAGUGACAAGAUUUCUAGUGACAUUCAUACUAUUUUUCUUACCCUUCUGAAGUGUAGUCCUGAAAUCAAAAAACGUACAUUGUCAUGGAUUGGCGGUUGUCUUCGCGCGAACGCUGACAGAGGGAAACUAUGGAACAGUCAAAUACCUGAUUUUAUUCCAAACAGCCAUGCAACAGUCAGCGAUGGUUUUAUGAUCAAUUUAACGUGUGUUUUAAUGAGACUUUGCCAACCCUUUUGCUCAAAUUUGAAUGCCAAAAAAAUUCUUAAAGUUGAUCCAACUUAUUGUGCCGUACUUGUAAGUACUUCAGAGUAUCACUAUCUUAGCCAAAUUGCAGUGGACACAGACAAAGCAGUUUCAUCAGAAAAUUAUGCUCCCACAAAUGAAAAACCUAUAACGUUCCCGCUUCCUUCAAAAAUUCCAGAUACAUUAAAAUGCAUUCCAGAAUUUGUGGUAGAAAAUAUAAUUUGUUUCCUGAUAUUUCUAAGGCGGUAUAAUCCUAAAAUGUUCGAGGAGAGAGGAUUUGAGAAGUUAUCACCACUUCUUACGUUUAUUUUAAUUUACAUGGGAUCAACUGAGAGAAUGAAAAAUCCUCAUUUAAGGGCUCAUUUGGCUGAAGCGUUGGAAUCGUUGCUACCUUACCAUAAAGAUGAACCGCCGGGAUUAAAUCCAUUAGGUGGUCGACAACGAGAGAGAUUAUUCACCGAACACGAACAUCGAAAUCAAAUAGUUACGAGUUUGUUGGAUGUAUUUGUUGGUAUAGAAAUGACAGGCCAGAGUGUGCAGUUCGAGCAAAAGUUCAAUUACAGAAGGCCAAUGUAUACAGUUAUGGAUUAUUUAUGGGAAAUUGAUGAACAUCGAAAAAAUUUCGUGAGUUUAGCUGGUGAGGCUUACCGGAACAUGGAAGCAGUACAGCCACCUCUUUUCCUAAGAUUUAUUAACUUACUUAUUAAUGAUGCUAUAUUUCUAUUAGACGAGUCGUUAACUAAUAUGGCUAAAUUAAAAGAAAUGCAAACAGCUAGAGACAGUGGUGAAUGGGAUCGUCUACCAAUAAAUGAAAGAGCUCAAAAUAUGGAUUACAUGCAACACAUUGGCAUGUUAGCCAGAUUUAAUAACAUUCUUGGACGAGAUACGAUUCGGACUUUAGAACGAAUGACUUCAGAAAUCAAAACAAUAUUUACACACUCUACCUUAGUAGAUCGUAUCGCAGCCAUGUUAAAUUAUUUUUUGCUCAAUUUAGUUGGACCAAAUAAAAAAAAUUUCAAGGUAAAAGAUCAAAAAGAAUACAGUUUCGAUCCAGCUACAACGGUAUUAGAUAUCUGUAAAAUUUAUACUAACCUUAAAGAAAGUGACUCGUUUUGUUUAGCGGUGUCUCAAGAUGGAAGGUCAUACAAACCAGAGCUAUUCCAGUUAGCAGAAGACGUGUUAAUUCGCAUCGGUGGGGGCCCCUUGGUAGGAGAAUUGCAGGAAGUCGCUAUAAGAGUUUCGGAAAAAGCCGCUGAACAACAAGCGAACGAAGAAGCAACCGCAGAAGCUCCAGAACAUUUUCUUGAUCCUAUUAUGUCUACUAUUAUGCUAGAUCCAGUUAUUUUACCAAGCUCAAAACAAACUGUGGAUAGAUCGACUAUUGCAAGACACCUGUUGAGUGAUCAAACAGAUCCAUUUAAUAGAGCCCCGUUAACCAUGGACCAAGUUAUUUCUAAUGUUGAAUUGAAAGAAGAAAUAAGAAAAUGGCUUGAAGAAAGAAAAGGUACUCAAAGCUCCUCCAGUUAAUUAUAUUGUACUGUAUAAACUAUAAUGUAUGUAUAUGUAGUAUAAUGUUGUUUAAGUAAAAUGGGAUCAUGUUAUA
Messenger RNA from Agrilus planipennis (emerald ash borer), 3107 nucleotides. RefSeq names its product ubiquitin conjugation factor E4 A (gene Ube4A). The record is from RefSeq and is a predicted model, not a curated record. The transcript is spliced from 11 exons. Gene Ontology annotation, biological process: protein polyubiquitination. Gene Ontology annotation, molecular function: ubiquitin-ubiquitin ligase activity. Lineage: Eukaryota; Metazoa; Arthropoda; Insecta; Coleoptera; Buprestidae. Bases 407 to 3031 code for a protein of 874 amino acids. Gene Ontology annotation, cellular component: nucleus; ubiquitin ligase complex; cytoplasm.